Molecule: messenger RNA, 445 nt
Organism: Moneuplotes crassus
Lineage: Eukaryota; Ciliophora; Spirotrichea; Euplotida; Euplotidae
Source: the annotation of a GenBank genome assembly
AAGAUAUCCAAGUAUCCAAGAUGGAAUCAGAAAGCCAAAUUAAGGUUAACAUGCUCUCUUCAGAUAAUGCUGCCAAGGCAGCACCCACUUAUAGUGUUGCAACAUCAGUAAAGGUAGGCGAUGCCACCUUUAUCUUUGGUGCUGGAUGCAUUGGGUUGGACCCAAAGACCUCAAAGCUAGUAUCUGAUGACCUUAAGGAGCAAGUCACCCAGUCAAUGGAGAAUAUGAAAGCUAUUCUGGAAGACAACGGGGCUACUUUGAAGAAUGUGACAAGAUGUCAGCUAUAUUGCUUGACAAUGGAUGAUUUUGCAGCUAUUAAUGAGGUCUAUGCUACCUUCUUCCCCGAGCAUUUGCCAGCUAGAGCUUGUGUAGCAGUAAAGGAACUUCCUUUAGGUGCUAAGUUUGAGAUCUUGUGUGACGCUGUCCUCUAACUCAGAAGAUUUGU